AUGCCGCGGGCACUUAUUAUAUUUUUGGUAUUGGCUGUAUUGGUUGGUACAGCGGAUGCUGAUUGGUUGGAUAAUGUGUUCGAUUGGUUGGGAAAUGCUGCGAGAGACUCGGCUGAUUGGGUCGGAAAUAAAGCGCUUCCAAAGGUCCAGGAUGCUUUCGAUCACGCUCAUCGAUGGGUAAAAAAUCGUGUACACGACACAAAGGACUGGUGGAACGACGUUGAUGAUGAUGGGUACAACGGGCCAAGAUAUUAUAAUGGACAGCAGGCAUACCAGCCAAAUGAGGGAUCGUAUGACGGCAAUAAUGAUUAUAACCCAAGGUUCCGCCGU
Molecule: messenger RNA, 330 nt
Organism: Mesorhabditis spiculigera
Lineage: Eukaryota; Metazoa; Nematoda; Chromadorea; Rhabditida; Rhabditidae
Source: the annotation of a GenBank genome assembly